GAAAGCUCGGGUUAAAAAUGUCGAGAGAAAUCAUGAUGCUUCUUGUCUCUUGCUGGGUUGGAGAAGGGGAUUCGUUGUUCAACCAGACUACUAGACCUGAGGGGAUAACACUGAGUACCCAGACCAGUUUUAUACCUGAUCCAACCUCAUUUUUUAAGCAAAGAGGAAGUAGUUUAGAGCUAGGCGAUGAAUUGAUAACAGGAGCAGCUAAAACUUUAGGUCUUUACCUCCAUGGGAUAACAACUAAGGAGCUUGCUAUUGACGAACUUGAAUCAGUUCUGGAUCAUACAACUUUUAAAGUACAGAAAACUUCAGAUGAUGAGACGACUCAUCAGCUCGCAACCGUCAUCAGCAAUAAGAUGAACAAAUACUUCAACGCGUUGGCCAACAUCAAAACCGGCGUGGAGCUUAUUUACUUCAACAAUUAUCCAAAACCCAACCCGCUUUCAAGUUUUGCUCAAUGCUGCGAUUUCUCCUCUCCGCAGUUAAAGUACAGCUCCUCCUUCGGGGUUCCAGUGAACAAAGACUUAUUUUGUGAUACUCAGCAUCAAACCUCAACCUUUACGGAUCAUAAUUUAAGUACAAACCUCAGCUCCAUAUUCUCCUUAAACCUUGCAGAUACUCCGGGUCUGAAGUGGCAAUACCUGGUCACUCAAGGGGGGAGAGAGGUUGUUUUUCCGGGUUGGGGAAACCCUGGUCGCUCCUGCGAUCCAGCCGGUGUUCAGCACAAUCAGGUUUUCUUCGAUACCUUGCAUCAAACUGCCAAAACAAUCAUUAUUAUUAUUGACCGAAGCUCGGUGAUGACGUCAUCCAAGAUGGCGUUGGCCAAGCUGACCGCCAAGUAUGUCCUUGACCUUAUGACAGACAACGACAAGGUUUCAGUAAUCCUUGUUGACAACACUGUCGUUGAAGUAAACCCCUUCCCUUCGGAAUCUUGUCUUCAAGGCAAGGUUUUCCCGAUCUCAGAUUACUCCAGGUCUAAACUAGAGCAGAGUAUUGAUAACCUCUAUGGUAACCUGGAGACGGGUAAUCUAACUGCGGGAGUUGAAACUGCAGUUGAUAUGCUGCAUCACUCAAAUAUUGGCGAUGUUGCACAAAUCCUGUUUAUUACAAGCGGAAGUACAAGCACGAGACAAACGAAUUUGACAAGGGAUAUGUCUGAGUACCUAAAAAAGAGGCAGCUUCGCCUUAAAAUCUCAAUCCUAGCAUUAUUUAAUACUAAACCCGACAACUCCUCUGAUACCGAAAUCUAUUGGAGGAGUUGUAUCCCUGAACCUAUUCUCGGAUCCAUUAUUCCGAUCUACUCCAACAAAAGUUUGUCCGCUCACAAGACGGACUACUUCGAUGUGGGACGGAAAUCAAGCUUUCAUCCUGUAGUUCAUAGACCGCAUGUUGACCGUCUAGCCGGAGGGAUGGUUGUAUCCAUAGCCCAGGUCGCUGCGAUCAAGGACUUUGUGAUCGGCGUGGUCGGAUUAGAUCUCCGGGUCGAAGAACUAUUUGAGGACGUUAUGUAUAGUUCCUACUCAGAGUACACCAGGAUAUUUCUUAUUGAUGAGCAUGGAACCGCUCUUGCUCAUCCGUUUCUUCAACCAUCAAAUAGUUGGACAGCCCCGGAAUUUCCACAUAUUAAAACCCUAGAGGUUACGGACGGAUUUGAUGCCGCUCUACAUCGAAUCCGAUCCUUCCCGUCCGGAACAUAUGUGACCCCAUCCAACCUUAGUUACACAUGGGAGCAGGCGGAGGCAACCAACUACAUAGUUGUGGUUGUAUCCCUUCCCUCCGCACCCGGAGCUCAAACUAUCUUAGACUCAGUCCCUGACCCUGCUCAGGGUUGGGAGAUUCAGUAUCAUGAUCUCAUCCCAACUGGAAAAAGUAAACUUUGUAAACAUAUGAGAGAAGUCGCAUCCAUGGAAACUGCCGCAUUGUACCUAUCCCCAACCGCAUUUGCCUCUCCCUUCGAUCAUAUAAACGGAGAGAACAUUCCGCUCCGAACCCAAUCCUUCAUGGCUUUCCUCACUGAUCCGACAAGAUUGAUAGCGAACCCGGGACUAAAAGCCGGGGUUAAGGAGGAUGUUACGCUUCUCUCUCAUAUCGUUAAACACUGGAAGGAUCUAGCGUAUUCGUCGCCGUUAAACAAUUAUAUUGUGAGGAGAAGGAUAUUUUCUCCUCGAGGAGUUGAGAUCUUGUAUCCUGGAGCAGCUUUAGAGGAGGGAACCGAUUCAUCCAAACAACUCUGGUUUCUUAAAGCUGUGAAAUCUCCGAACCAGGUUGUGGUUUCUCCGCCCCGGUUGGAUCCAGGUGGAGCCGGUUUUAUUAUAACUGUUUCUAAAGCGCUUCGCGCCACCAAUAGUUCAGGAGAGGAUUAUUUGAUUGGGGUGGUUGCUGCUGAUUAUACUUUAGGAUACUUCUAUAAGGUUCUCAAUGAUACUAUUCCUGACGGAUUCUGCUCUCAAUCUAACUCUCGGUGCUUCCUCUUGGACGAUCGUGGAAAUAUUUUAGCCCAUCCUGCGCUUGCCCGUGACGUCAUUAAAUAUCUGAACUUCCCCUCGGAGAGCCAACAUUUCACCCACAUGGAAACCUUCAUCGCCACUGAUCUUCUUCAGAACAGAGAAUUUAUCAUGAAGAAGGUUUGCCGAUCCCAGAGCUCCGGGAAACUCCAACGGUACUUCCAGCUAGACUCGGAGUUCUCCGGAGUAGUCAGUAACAGUCGUUCUUCCGAUCCUUGUAUUCAGUAUAAGCUGAGCAGGGUACCUGGAACCAACCUGUUCCUGGGCCUGGUCUAUCAGUCUUGUAACAGCUCCGCCUUCUGCUGGUGUUCUACCCUAGAUAGAACCUGUCUAGACUGCCAAUCCUGGGAGCAGGGGGAAUGUGAGUGUCCCUGUGAGUGUGAAGCCAAGGUUGAUGUUUGCCAAAUAUCAGAUGAAAGUGAUAAUAUACCUCCUUGUGAGAUCCAACCCACUAAAUACAAACCCCAGAGAUAUAUGACAACCAGGUUGGAUCAUUAUCCUCCCUGUAUCUAUACCGACUGCUCUUCCCGCACCCUGGAGCAGGACUGCUACGGGGUCUUGGGCUGCUCUUGGUGUGAUAAAACCCAGGACGGAUAUGGGAAUAUCAGUUCUCCGCUCUGCUCCGACCAAAGGGAAUGCUACGGAGGGAUUCUCGGCUCCCAGAGUCCAUAUUCUAGAAUCUUCGAUCGAUCUCUUGUACAUUCAGUGGAGGAUGAGGAAAGAUCUCUCUCCCGAGCUGGUCCUAUUGGUCCGGUAGCUGGAGGAAUCAUGGCGUUUUUUCUCCUUCUUGCCCUUGCGGUCUGGGGAUAUAAACAUUGGUCAGCAGGAGAGAGAGGGUUACUGUCCCGAAGCCAUGGAUCCACCCUGCGUAUAAACACUAUAGAGGAAGAAGCAGAGGAGAUAGGAGGGCCCCCUUCCGGACACCAAAACUACGGACUUCAUCAACCUGAUACUAACCAAGCUAUCACUGUGGUUUCUCCUUAUAGGAUGAAUCCUUCCUACAGGAGACCUAGACCGGCUGGGACGGAUUCCGAUCAUGGUUACAGCACUAUGACUCCAGGUGGGGAUCAGGACAGCGAGAUAAUGUCCUGUCUCGGAGACGUACCACCUCAUCCCAGGAGAAUGAGACACAAGAAUCCUCUCAGCCUCCAAUCUGUGACCUCAGGAACUAGUUCAAGAACCUCUAGUCCUCUUCAUGGACCGAUGGAACUCUCUGUCUUCUCCGGGGAUGAGAAACAGGGCAGUACUGACUCCAAUGAGAGAGAAACACUGAUGGAGGAUUCUAUCCAUCCUUGUUCCAGGAGGAAGGAGGUUGACUCCAGGUUGCGUAUCCGGGUGCAGGAGAGGAAUCAGGUUCCCGAAGUAACCGUGCUCAAUAGAAACCAAAUUAUUGUGUCCGCUACAGUUCAUAUGGUGGAAUGAAAUAUGCUUUGUGAGGGCUUAGUUUGCAAUAAGUUGUUUGUAAGACCAAAUAUUUGCAUUUUUAUUUAGUAAAAACUGAAAAUUUAGCUUCCCGUAUUCAGAUUUAUAUACAUUUGUAUGAAAUUUCUGCAAGAAAAAGGUUUAUUCCAUAAUUUUUUACAGAUUUCAAUAACAUAAACAUAAUUGUGUUUUAAGACAAAAUAUGCUGCCAUUAGUGUAAAACUAAUAAGUCCUGUUAAAAUUUAUCCCAUGACUGAUCUCGUUUUUUACCAUUUUUUAUCUGUUCGUAACUUUGUUAAUAUAAUGAUAAGUUUG
Eurytemora carolleeae is the source of this 4244-nucleotide messenger RNA. Its product is annotated as VWFA and cache domain-containing protein 1. Gene Ontology annotation, molecular function: voltage-gated calcium channel activity. The record is from RefSeq and is a predicted model, not a curated record. The transcript has 8 exons. The coding region runs from base 18 to 3929 and encodes 1303 amino acids. Gene Ontology annotation, cellular component: voltage-gated calcium channel complex. Lineage: Eukaryota; Metazoa; Arthropoda; Copepoda; Calanoida; Temoridae.